AUGGAAUUAUAUAACUUCCUAGGCAGUGCAGAUUUUAUUUCCACCAACAAAGAUUUCAGCCUCCGAAUGGAUGUCUCCAUGCUUAUACAACCUCUUAGAAGAAAUUCAAGUGUUGCACGCCGUACGGAUCUAAAGCAUCAGCUUGAAAGAGGAAUGAUUUGGGUUUCCGAAGCAUCAGUGACCCGAUUGAACCUACAGAUCAGUGCUCAUGACGCAUCAGAUGUCCUAGUCUCCGCUUUUGUGCCCGCCGCUGGGGAGAUGCUACGCUAUUCAAAGCUCUGGAAAGAGUUGGGCUUAGUUCUUACGUUCAAGAGCUGCCAGUUUUGUGAUCAGGAAAACCCUCCAUUCUUCCAGUUAUCUUUCGGAAUCGAGAGAUCACUUGCACAGCCUGUUAUGUUGCCAAUCGCAAACCGCAGAGUCCCAGUAUCCGUACAGACACCGGGCAGCCUGAUCCCUCCUCCGCAUGUCGACACUGUGGCGGUCUCUGGGAUCACCAUAGCCCUGCAUCUUAUGCCCACAGAUUUGAAGGUGCAACCACAUUCUCGCGUGCCGAUAAUGCCUCAUGUAAGCGAGGAGCUAUAUGAAGCGUUGGGUCCUGCAUUUGAGAAGCCGGAGAUGGACCUCACCUCUGAGUAUGCACUACUGCAUAAUCGGGACAUGCUUGAGAACUCUAACAUGGAGGAAUUCAUGGAAGAACUUGAAGACCUAGAUGAUAGCCAAGAUAGCACCCUCCGGUCAAGUGCUCCGGAGCAGCAGGCGCUACAUGAACUGCUAAGCAAAGGCAUCAGUCACUUAUUCAUUGACAGCAAUUCCGAGCAAAGACAAAUAAUGCAAGGUACACAUACUUUAGGACAAUUGCCGAGCCUCUCAAAAAUGGCGCCGUCGCUCUUCAGUCCUGGUUACCAUACAUCGAUGAGUCAACGUUCAUCGCUGAUAACAUCGCUCGUCAAAUCCAUGAAGUCCAUGUUGGAUUUGCCAAUGCAUUUUCAUCAAGAUCUCACUAGUUCUUUGAAGGAUAUUUAUAUACCGGAGGACUUCCCAUCGACGGCGCCAGACACACUGGACAUCUUGAAGACGGCUUUUUGGACUCUUGCCCAAAAACAACUAUAUGAAGCAGAAGCAUCACAGAAGUUGAGACCAUGGGUGUCUUUGCCCAUCCUUCCAACUAAGACACAUGCCGAUGAAUCCUUGCUAGAGAUUAAUUCUAUGGAAAUGGAUCCCGACUGGUAUGAUCAUGCUCUCGAGCAGGUCGAUUUGACAUCUGACUACUACUUGGGCACAGAAGAUCAUUUGAAGCUCAGCAGCGAAUCUCAGACACACUCUCACCACUCUCACCUACCAACCCAAAUUGACUGUGUAAGCUCCGUCUAUGAGAGCUGGUACGACUCAGCGAAUGAAGACCAAGCAGCUGCAAUGAGUCAACCUGGAUUGGACAAUUUGAGUUUGUCACCGUGGUCGAGUUCCCCAGGGCCCAUAGCCGACCUGCCCGCCUUCGGAAGUGGUGAUGACAUGAUAUGUGAAAAUCUGUGACUAAAGAUCAGGAACUACGAUAUUUAUGGGCAUCGUCAUCAGC
Aspergillus saccharolyticus JOP 1030-1 is the source of this 1573-nucleotide messenger RNA. RefSeq lists its product as uncharacterized. The transcript is spliced from 3 exons. The record is from RefSeq and is a predicted model, not a curated record. The coding region runs from base 1 to 1530 and encodes 509 amino acids. NCBI's taxonomy places the organism in Eukaryota, Fungi, Ascomycota, Eurotiomycetes, Eurotiales, Aspergillaceae.